CUCUUCAAAAACAAUAACUUCCAGGAACUAUUGUUCUUCUGCAUAGUCACCAGCAGACACACUGUUCAGAUCUUUGUGUGACUCUUUAUCACGUGAGAACCAGUUCAGCCUUAAGUUCACCGUGUUAUAGUUCACGUCAACGACAAAAAAAACACAGACUAGCACUCCCUGGAUGACGCUAGUUCAUGGGGUAACAGUUUAUUCAGCUUAAGGUUCAGUGUGUGAUAGUUGAUAGUCGUUUUGGAGUAGACACAGCAGCGCGGAGAGCGAUGUGGUGCCAGGGACAUGGAGCUCUUUUCCGAAGAACAACAGGAAGUGAUUCGACGGACACAGGAAAUGAGAUCAGCAGUGGGCUGCAGCUGGUAGGAAAGGGGUGGUCAUGGAGGCCAGUACGUGAGGGGCCGUGUGUGUGUUUCUGUGUGUGUGUGUGUGUGUGUGUGUGUGUGUGUGUGUGUGUGUGUGUGUGUGUGAUAUGUGAGUGGAAACAGAAUCAUAGGAGGAUGAGAGGGUGGAGUAAAGGUGCCUGUCUCUAUGUUGAAACUCCAACUACUCAUUUUCCCGGGAAAUCAAGCUUGAAUCCACUGGAAUUAUGAGAACAGCUUGUGGAGUGGGUUGUGUAAUUUUGCUGUCAGUUUCUUCUUCUACCUCUUCAUUUAUAAAUCAAUUUGGAUUCCAUCUAUACAAAAGUUGAUCUCUUGCAAGGCCUGGCUUUGUGUUUGCUCGUUCUGGACCUGGUCAGAACAGUCGAGUCAGCAUAUGCGUGUGCAGCAGUCUCCUGUCUUUCUGUCUUUCAUUCUUUGGGGUCGUUUUCAUCAAAGCCCCCGGUCACUUUGAGCCUGUGGUUGAUUUUCACUCCGUAUGCACAGAUAUUUGGGCUGUAAUGAGUAGGCUACAUGUCUUCAGCUGCCAAGUUGCAAUGUCAGCUUUCCACUGUUCGUUCUGAGGAGCAGCGCCUGCGUUAUCUGAAGCAGCAGGACGGCAGGUCGGGCCAGUCGGUGCCCGAGGCGGAGAAGCUGCAGCGCCUGAAGGAGCGCGUGGACAGCCAGGAGGCCAAGCUGAAGAAGGUCCGCGCCAUGAGGGGACAGGUGGACUACAGCAAGGUCAUCAAUGGAAACCUGUCGGCGGAGAUUGAGCACGUGAGCAACCUGUUCCAGGAGAAGCAGGCCGAGCUGCAGGCGGCCGUGCUGAAGGUGGACCAGCUCACCCAGCAGCUGGACGACCUGCGCGGGGGACGCCUCAACGGUCUGCAGCCUCGCGGGGGUCCCAUCAGCGGGACUGCCGCGCUCGAGCUGCGUAAACUCUACCAGGAGCUGCAGAUCCGUAAUAAGCUCAACCAGGAUCAGAGCAGCAAGCUGCAGCAGCAGAAGGAGAUGCUCAACAAGCGCAACAUGGAGGUGUCCAUGAUGGACAAGCGCAUCGGCGACCUCCGCGAGCGCCUCUACAAGAAAAAAGCAGAGGCACGUCUCCCUCAGCACCGCAGCGUAAGGCCAGGAGCAACCAGGAAGAUGCUUACACAGACGCUAACACAGAUGCUAGAUGCUACAGAACUGAACCGGAUGAACGGACCUCCGUCCCCCCAGCCUGGUUCGGGCAGCUCAGGUCGGGUGGCAGCUGUGUGCCCCUACAUCCAGGUGCCUGUGCCGGGCAGGCAGGAGGGGGGUUAUGCGUUGCCCCCCGACCCCCUCAAGCCUCAGUCGCUUGCCAUGACUGCCACCGUCAACCACGCUCGCUCCAAGUCUGAGGAGGAGGGGUGUGGCGGUGGAGGUGUGCGAAAGCCCCUGGGCCCCUGGAAGGUGUCAGAUUUAGACAUCAUAGCGGACCCCUCGCUGGUGCCGCCCACCGCAGACGAGGCAGAAGGGCCCGCGGGGGCCAACUGUGAUUCCACCAACGAUGCUAACUGGCCAGCUCUCACCAAAAGCAUGCCGCCACUCGUACCUCCAGACAAGAUGGCCGUCGGAAUGCAGGGUGACAAGAGCCUGGACUCGAACAGGCUGGUGGGGGCAGUGACCGCUCUGUCGAAGCAGCCCCACGCGACCUACGGCACAUACCCCAGCGCGGGCCACCACUCCACCAUCUGCUCCACCAGCUCGCUCCCCCGCUCCGCGCCGGCCACCCUGGCCUGGCAGCGCUCCUCGCCCCCCACCUCCCGCUCGGCCUCCCAGCAGAUCCAGCAGCGAAUCUCGGUGCCCCCGAGCCCCUCCGCGUCCCAGACGGGGUCGUCCAUGUUCCCCGGCGGGGAGAGGCCCGACCCUCCGCUGGCGGCCGCCGUGCGACCCUUCGUCACGGACAGAGGGUCCCGACCGCAGUCGCCCCGCAAGGGCCCGGCCACCAUGAACUCCAGCUCCAUCUACCACAUGUACCUGCAGCCAGCAGCUAAGGGCUACCCCAGCAGCAGCAGACCAGCAGUUAAGGCCGUCUAUGGGAAGCCGGUCCUACCCUCCAGCUCCACAUCUCCCUCCCCCGUUCCCUUCCAGCACCAGAGCAGCCGAGACGAGCCGGACGCCGAGGGUGCCCCGCUACCCCCGCCCAACGUGGAGAACAUCCCUCGGCCCCUCAGCCCCACCAAGCUCACGCCCGUGGCCCACUCUCCCCUGCGUUACCAGAGCGACGCCGACCUGGAGGUGCUCCGGCGCAAGCUGGCCAACGCGCCGCGACCGCUCAAGAAGCGCAGCUCCAUCACCGAGCCCGAGGGCCCGACUGGCCCCAACAUCCAGAAGCUGCUGUACCAGCGCUUCAACACGCUGGCCGGAGGCAUGGAGAGUGCCACGGUGGGCACUCCGUUCUACCAGCCGGACAGCCCGCUGAGCUACAUGGGUCCGCCGAUGAUCCUGAGCGAGGCGGACACCACCAAUGGGAACGCGCCUGCGCCCGAAAGCUUGGCGAUGCCACCUGCUGUGGAGGUGCCCAUAACGGACGUCCCACUGCCACCGCCGUCCGGGUCCCCUCCGUCUUCAGAUGCCAACGAGAACAGGCUGGCGCAUCCCAGCGCAGACACGAUAGCCAGUGCUCAGAUUGCCGACGUCCAGCCUUCCUCUCAGAUGUCAAGGCUGGCAGCACCGGACACCACAGAGGACAACAGCAACAAUAACCACCACCACCACAGCGGCCCCGCAAAUGCCCAAAGCAGCCCAGUGCCUGAGGCCCGCACCCCUCCUGCCGAGCCCGAAACGCCGCCUAAAGCUAGCUCACUCCCAAGUCCAUCGUCCAAACGGACCAACCUGAAGAAGCCUGGUUCCGAGCGGACGGGUCACGGGCUGAGGGUGAAGUUCAACCCGCUGGCUCUGCUGCUGGACGCGUCGCUGGAGGGAGAGUUUGACCUGGUCCAGAGGAUCAUCUACGAGGUGCAGAAUCCGAGCACGCCCAACGAUGAGGGCAUCACUCCACUCCACAACGCCGUAUGCGCCGGGCACCACCACAUCGUUAAGUUCCUGCUGGACUUCGGUGUAAACGUCAAUGCGGCAGACAGUGAUGGAUGGACCCCUCUGCACUGUGCUGCCUCCUGCAACAGCGUCCAUCUCUGCAAACUGCUGGUGGAGUCUGGGGCGGCCAUCUUUGCCACGACCAUCAGCGACGUGGAGACGGCCGCAGACAAGUGCGAGGAGAUGGAGGAGGGAUACAUCCAGUGCUCCCAAUUCCUUUACGGUGUCCAGGAGAAGUUGGGGGUGAUGAACAAAGGGGCGGUGUACGCUCUGUGGGAUUACGAGGCGCAGUCGCCUGACGAGCUCUCCUUCCACGAGGGAGACGCCCUCACCGUGCUGCGUCGUCGUGACGACAGCGAGACGGAGUGGUGGUGGGCGCGUCUUAACGAUAAGGAGGGCUAUGUACCACGCAACCUGUUAGGGUUGUACCCCAGGAUCAAGCCCAGACAGCGCUCUUUGGCAUAGCGCCCUCUGGCUGCCACCAUUUGCAAGUGCAAGCUCCUGUGAGCAGCCUGGUGAUCCGCUGGUGCCUGCAGACAGCAGCUUUGCCCUGGGGCACUGCCCUCUCCGUGUGUCCCCGUGCCCACUGAGCACACCUGGAGAGAGAGAGAGAGAGGAGAGGGCCAUGCCCACACGAACAGCGCCCCAUGUCUGGGUGCCCUGACCUUGGACUGGCGUCUAGUGUCUGGGGUGCCUCAUACAUGCGCGUCUGGAAAAGCGAGCGAAAGGAGGGAGAGGAAGUGAGAGAUACAGACUAGUACUCCACCUUCAUUCACGGCUGUUUACUUUAAUAUGGCUGAACCUGUUUUUUUGUUUUUUGUUUACCCUACUGGAUCACGCAGCUUCGUUAGUGUUCGAAUCAUAUUUUUUCAGACGAUCUUUUCUGAUACAGUUCACUUGCGGUGUGUGGGUGAGCUAGAAGUUGGAAUGGGCAUGUGAGGAGAACGGAAGAAUUGUUGUGAACAUUUCAAGGGUGUCCUCGAAAGUAUGUUUAUUUUUGUGUGUGUGUGAGUGGACGUGUGUGUGUGUGUGUGUGUGUAGAUGGGGCAGAGAGAAAGAGGAAAUGGUCGGAGACUGAAGUGGAACAUAGGAGCUGACUCGGAAAAAAGGAAGGAACCAAAGGCAUCCGAAAGUGUUUUUUUUUUUUCUUCAAUGGAGAAGGAGGACGAGGUGAAUCUUGAGGCUAGCAGAGAGUUUUUAAAAAAAAAAAUAUUAUUAUUGAAGGAAACAGAGAGUUUUUUUAUUAUUAUUAUUGAAGGAAACAGAGGAAGUGGCUCAGGGAGGAAACUGUGUACGUGUUAAUUUGUGAAUGUGUGCGGAUGUGCAGAAGUUAAGGCUGUGCUGAAGAGUGAGUGAUGAGAGGUUUCUUGAGGAUAGCUAUCAGCAAACUACAGAAUCUAUGGCAGCAUUAGGGAGAGGUCAGAGGUCAAACCUGUGAAAUGAUCAAAAUAUGAAGGGUAUACUGUAUUCAGGGGGAGAUCCUCCAUUUUGAACUUGUAUCCUUAUACAAUCCUAUUUUUAAAAACUGAAAUACUUAGACAGGAACGUGUAUGUUGUAUUAUAUUUUUCCUGUUUUAAGUGUUCUUUAUUUAAUGCGCAUUGAAAGUAAUGCUUUUAAACUGCUCUGCAAGAGAAUACUCCCAUUAAACAGGUGGUGGAGACAUGGCUGAGUGGAGUGGCAUCAUACACACAAUUUACACAAGAUGUCCUAUACAUGUAUAAAAUAAAAGAGAACCCAGACUGGGACAAAGUGAGAA
Messenger RNA from Alosa sapidissima (American shad), 5176 nucleotides. It is a transcript of the gene ppp1r13ba, whose product is annotated as protein phosphatase 1, regulatory subunit 13Ba. The record is from RefSeq and is a predicted model, not a curated record. The transcript has 16 exons. The coding region runs from base 894 to 3884 and encodes 996 amino acids. NCBI's taxonomy places the organism in Eukaryota, Metazoa, Chordata, Actinopteri, Clupeiformes, Clupeidae. Gene Ontology annotation, biological process: regulation of apoptotic process. Gene Ontology annotation, molecular function: p53 binding. Gene Ontology annotation, cellular component: nucleus.